Messenger RNA from Panicum hallii, 2105 nucleotides. RefSeq lists its product as uncharacterized. The coding region runs from base 211 to 1842 and encodes 543 amino acids. The record is from RefSeq and is a predicted model, not a curated record. NCBI's taxonomy places the organism in Eukaryota, Viridiplantae, Streptophyta, Magnoliopsida, Poales, Poaceae. The transcript has 6 exons.
GAGGCUGGACCCCGCGACGUCCCGCUCUUGCCGCCACGCGCCGCUCCCCUUCUCCCCUUCUCCGCCCCCUCCAAUUCCCAGGGGACGGGGACGGGGACGGGGACGGGGACGGGUCGGCGGUUUCCCACCUUUCCACGCCACCAUUCUCCUCACGCCCCGCCCCAGCAUCGCCGAUUCGCCGCGGCAGCGACAUCUCGCCGGGCACCGGCCAUGGGCGCGUCCUCCUCCACCGCCAACGCCUCCCCGGAGGCGCACGAGCGGCGGGAGCAGGAGACCCUCGCCUCCGCCGCGCUCGCCCUCCCGCUCCUCCGCGCCGCCUUCUCCCGCGCCGCCACCACCGCCAGCGCGCUGCCGGACGCGCUCGCCCCGCCGCGCGCCUCCUUCCGCCUGCCCGGAUCCCUGCCGCCGCCGCCGCCGCACUUCCACGACCUCCUCGCGCGGCUCGGCCCCGCCGCCGCCUCCCUCUUCUUCACCGACGGAGCCGCCGCGGGGGCGGAGGGGGACGCCGGGUGGGUUCCCUUCCUCAGGGGGUUCAACCGCUGCUGCGCGCGCGUCUCGGCCUCCCGCUCGCUCGCGCUGCUGCUCCGCGUAUACGCCGCCGCGGGGGCACCCUGCGGCGUGCAGUUCCAGCCGGACGAGGGCGGCGACGAGGGGGGGAAAGUCGUGGGGGAGCUCGCGCCGGAGGAGAUCGCGGUAUUCCUCUGGAUGUGCUGGGUCAUGGCGUGGAGCGGGUCGGCCCCGAAGGUUGCGGCGGGUGACGGAGGGGAGAAGUCGGAGCCCGUGGUGGUGCUCCUCCCCGACGUCACGCACCUGGUACUGGCAGCUCUCGUCUCCGCGGGCGCCGUCGCUGAUGACGAGAGUGUUUGGGGAUGGGAGAUUUCCAGUGGCGGCAAGGGGGUGAAGGUCCAGGAGUUCACGUCGUGGGUGCUGUCCACGGCUUCGGGGCUUGGGAACUGCCUCUCGCGGUAUGUGCAGGAGAGGUUACGGUCGUUGGCGGCUGAUUCGACGGAGCAGGAGAACUCUGUUUCAACUGAUAACACGACAUUUGAUACUUCUGAUGUGUAUCUACUAACACGUGGAAGGGCAUGGGCAAUCGCUCUCAGCCUAAGAAACAAAUUGAGCGAAAAGUUCUUGCCAGGUUCUGUAAUUGGAAUGGACACAGAAGACCUUCUUUAUAGGUCUUCAGUUCAUGGAAAAGGACUGAGCCGGUUUUGGUCUGGUGUUGAGGGCUACAAUGGACCAAUGCUGAUUCUACUAUCAGCAUUCUCUAAAGGUGGUGUCGAGAAUGUUGAUUCUGGUCGAAGGUGGGUGAUUGGUGUAUUAACCGAGGAGGGGUUUGAGAGCAAAGACACGUUUUACGGUAGCUCUGGGUUCCUUUGUGCCGUGCAUCCAAUAUUCCACAUGCUUCCGCCAUCUGGUAAGGAGAAGAACUUUGUGUACAGCCAUCUACAUCCUCAGAUAAGGGUUUAUGAGGCAAAUCCAAAGCCUGUUGGCUUAGCAUUUGGUGGAACAGUUGGAAAUGAGAGGAUCUUUCUAGAUGAAGACUUCUCUAAAGUUGUAGUUCGCCAUCAUGCUGUUGACAAAACUUACCAACAUGGUUCUCUCAUUCCCAGUCAGGGUUACUUACCAGUUGAGGCUUCAGUGCUUGAUGUUGAGGUAUGGGGACUUGGUGGAGAAGCAACAAGACGGCAACAGAAUGUGUACAAGAAGAGGGAGAAUAUUUUCUCAGAGCAGCGAAGAAAGGUUGAUCUCAAAACCUUUGGCAACUGGGAAGACUCCCCAGAGAAAAUGAUGAUGGAUAUGAUCUCUGAUCCAAACAGGGUCCGCCGGGAAGAUCGUUGAAAUUUGUUUUGCGGCAAAAAAUGAUCUGUUAAUGUUCGGUGGCUGCCCGUACAGAUACGGACAUGAGAACGGAGAAUAUUGUUAGCUCCAUGCCUUGUGGAGAUGUAGAGAGGUCGGUGCACAUAUUUGCUUGCCCAUUUGUGUGGGCCACACGUGACACGUCAUUGAGGUUGUGUAUUAGAAAGAGGCUUGUACUGAACAUCGUUUCAAUAAUAAAAAUCGAGGUUCCCUCUGUUCCCGUAAUUUCAUUUUAUGGGAAGCGA